UUGUCUGCAUUAUCAUCUGCUUCAAUCAUCAAAGAAAUCCGACUUGGAAGAUACAUGGAGGCCAAGGUUGGAUCAGUUGCCAAAUGCGAUCCUGUCUUCCAAUGGCAACACGAACAAGAAUACGAUGAUCUCAUGGUCCAUGUACCAGAAUUCAAGACGGAGCAUCUGAGAGUACUAGUCAACAGUUGUGGAAUUCUGAAAAUUUCCGGGGACCGACCGGCGGAAAGUUCGUUCUACAAGGAAGUUAUAGUUCCUCCAAACUGUAACCCUGAUGAGAUCCAAGCAAAAUAUGUGGAUGGUAUUCUCCACAUUAUAAUGCCCAAGAAGAUUAGUGAUCCCCCACAGGACAAUAAACCCAAACCUCACUCUUCAAAUCCAUCGAUUGCCGUCAAUGUUGCAGCUCUAGUGGCUGUGAUUUCCGUCAUCACCGCCUGCUCUUAUUACAUGUACAACUCAAUAAUGGGUAGUAGUAGCUAACUGAUUUUAAUGUUGUAUAUCAUUAAAAAAAACACCAGACAAUGCACAAACUGAAGUUCUGUAAAUUCCAUUUCUUGAAAGUAAUGAAAUGGGUAAUGUGCCCAAAUGCAUUCAGGCACAAGCCA
Messenger RNA from Ipomoea triloba (trilobed morning glory), 602 nucleotides. RefSeq lists its product as uncharacterized. The transcript is spliced from 2 exons. The coding region runs from base 55 to 477 and encodes 140 amino acids. Lineage: Eukaryota; Viridiplantae; Streptophyta; Magnoliopsida; Solanales; Convolvulaceae. The record is from RefSeq and is a predicted model, not a curated record.